Messenger RNA from Solanum dulcamara, 1598 nucleotides. RefSeq names its product probable methyltransferase At1g29790. The transcript has a single exon. The record is from RefSeq and is a predicted model, not a curated record. The coding region runs from base 143 to 1330 and encodes 395 amino acids. Gene Ontology annotation, molecular function: methyltransferase activity. NCBI's taxonomy places the organism in Eukaryota, Viridiplantae, Streptophyta, Magnoliopsida, Solanales, Solanaceae.
CAAGAAUCUAAAUUCUUUGGUGCUAAUCACACUUGGCAUUACUGUAAGCUUCAACUGUAUGAAUCCUUACUAACCAUGUCCCUCCAUUUAUAAACAUAUUAGCAUAUAGAAAAUAUAAAGCUGAUCAGACACUGAAACCUCAAUGGAUUCCAAUCAAAAUCCCAAAUUUCUUUCAUCUUAUUUGUUCUUUGCUUUCCUUCUUGUGUCCUCAAAUCUCUUAACAUUUUUCAUUUCUACAUCUUUCAACUCUUGUACACUAAACAAACAAACAAAUACUCCUUCCACUGUUUUGGCUAAGCCAACACCUAAAUAUGAAGCUAUUCAAGAAUCUGAUAACACACAAACUGAUCAAAAUCUCCCAUCUGAGUUUCUCGCUUUUGCGUCUCCACAAAAACUCCCACGUGGAUUCAACAAAAACUUCGAUUCUGAUGAAAUCUUGCCUCCGAUUGGACGUCCAUGUACUCUGUUUCGAGAUUUACUUCAUCGUUACAUGUCAUAUAAUGUCAAUGGUUCUUGCCCCGAUGAUGAACUUUUAGCUCAGAAGUUGCUUCUUAAAGGUUGUGAGCCACUUCCUCGACGUAGAUGUCAUCCAGCUGCUCCACAGGAAUAUGUCGAGCCUUAUCCUGUUCCUGAGAGUCUAUGGAAAACACCAUCGGAUUUUUCUGUUGUAUGGACUCCGUAUACUUGCAAAACUUACGAUUGUCUGAUCAAUCGUGCUAAGACUCAGAGAGGAUUUGAUGAUUGCAAAGAUUGUUUUGAUCUCAAUGGCAGAGAGAGAAGUCGUUGGACAGCGAAAAAUGGUGCUGGUCUUGACUUCUCUAUCAAUGAAGUGUUAGCAGUAACGAAAGCUGGAACGAUUAGAAUUGGGCUCGAUAUUGGAGGUGGUGUGGCUACAUUUGCUGUUAGAAUGAGAGAAAGGAAUGUAACGAUUGUAACAACAUCAAUGAACCUUAACGGCCCGUUUAAUAGUUUUAUAGCUUCAAGAGGGGUCAUACCUUUGUAUGUUAGCAUCUCACAAAGACUUCCCUUUUUCGACAACACGUUAGAUAUUGUACACUCAAUGCAUGUGUUGAGUAAUUGGAUACCUGCAACACUUCUACACUUCUUAUUUUUCGAUAUUUAUAGGGUGUUAAGGCCUGGCGGGCUGUUUUGGCUCGACCAUUUCUUCUGUGUUGGUGAGCAAUUGGAGAAAGAGUAUGCACCACUUAUCGAUAGUAUUGGUUUUAAUAAGGUGAAGUGGAUCGUGGGAAGAAAGCUCGAUAGAGGUCCCGAGCUGAACGAGAUGUACCUUUCAGCAUUGUUGGAGAAGCCAUUGACGAAUUCUUGGUGACAAUAUUUAAAUGUUUCAUUUUUACUUUCUUAAUUGGCAGACAACUAUCUCUUGCAUCUGCAUCUGUUGACAAUUGCACUAAUCGGGUGAUGAAAAAUGCAGUUUUCCUUUCGACAUCAAUCAGUAGUAUUACAUUAUCCUCUUUGUCUGUUGCUAAACCUCACUAAUCUACCUAAUGUUGAAAUGAUAACUUGCACUAAUGGUAAAACGCGAAUUUUUUAUGGCCUUUACCUUGAAAUUGUACUCUUUCAUUCGGAAUAAAAAGAGG